Raphanus sativus (radish) is the source of this 1243-nucleotide messenger RNA. RefSeq names its product probable WRKY transcription factor 11. Lineage: Eukaryota; Viridiplantae; Streptophyta; Magnoliopsida; Brassicales; Brassicaceae. The record is from RefSeq and is a predicted model, not a curated record. The transcript has 3 exons. Gene Ontology annotation, molecular function: sequence-specific DNA binding; DNA-binding transcription factor activity. Gene Ontology annotation, biological process: regulation of DNA-templated transcription. Bases 92 to 1090 code for a protein of 332 amino acids.
UUCUUCUCUCUUCUCACACCCACAAUCUCUCUCUCUCUGCUCAAAUCUUCUCUCUUCUCUGAUAUUUAAAAAAAUAUACAGUGAAAUCGUAAUGGCCGUCGAUCUUAUGCGUUUCCCCAAGAUAGAUGAUCAAGCGGCUAUCGAAGAAGCUGCAUCGCAAGGCUUGCAGAGCAUGGAUCAUCUCAUCCGUGUCCUCUCUAACCGCUCCGACAAACACAACAACAACCUCGACUGCUCCGAGAUAACCGAUUACACCGUUUCCAAAUUCAAAACGGUUAUCUCUCUCCUUAACCGCACAGGUCACGCCCGGUUCAGACGCGGUCCGGUUCAAUCCACCCCAUCUCCUCAGAAACAACAACAGAGUCAAAUCGUUAAAAUUGCUCAAACGGAGGCUCCGAUAGUUUCUCAACCGACGAGACCAGCUGCUGUUGCUGUGACAACACCGUCGAGGAUGAUAGUUCAUUCGAAUCAGCCGAGCUUAACACUCGACUUCACUAAACCUACCAUCUUCGGAUCCAAGAGCUCUGAGAUCGAAUUCUCCAAGGAGAACUUCAGCGUUUCUUUGAGCUCUUCGUGCAUGUCGUCGGGCAUAACCGGAGACGGUAGCGUAUCUAAGGGAUCCUCAAUCUUCCUCACGUCGGCACAGCAGCCUGUCACUUCCUCCGGGAAGCCACCGUUGGCUGGUCAGCCCUAUAGGAAAAGAUGCCUUGAGCACGAGCACUCGCUCUCGGAGGGUUUUUCCGGCAAGAUCUCCGGCUCCCCUUGCCCUUGCAAGAAACGUAGAAAAAGUCGGAUGAAGAGAACCGUGAGGGUACCGGCGAUAAGUUCAAAGAUCGCCGAUAUUCCGCCGGACGAGUUUUCAUGGAGGAAGUACGGUCAAAAACCGAUCAAGGGCUCACCACACCCACGUGGUUACUACAAGUGCAGUACGUUUAGAGGGUGUCCAGCGAGAAAACAUGUGGAACGAGCUUUGGAUGAUUCAACGAUGCUUAUUGUGACUUAUGAAGGAGAGCACCGUCAUAACCAGUCCGCGAUGCAGGAGAAUGUUUCUUCUUCAGGCGUUACUGAUUUGGUGUUUGCUUCGGCAUGACUUUGACUUGUAUUUUUUUUUUCUUGAGUAUUAGAGGGGUUGGUUUGUAAAUCUUUUACUAAAAAUAUAUUUUGAUUAGAAACAACUAAUCUGGUGAAAAUGUAUUUUCUAUAACAUAUUAUCCUGGUGCAUUAUAAAAUUAGAUUAUCAGCA